Molecule: messenger RNA, 1197 nt
Organism: Ichthyophthirius multifiliis
Lineage: Eukaryota; Ciliophora; Oligohymenophorea; Hymenostomatida
Exons: 2
Source: RefSeq, a predicted model, not a curated record
AUGAUGGAUACGAAAAAGAUAUUUUAAUAUCGCAAUUAAAAUCAGAAAUUUUUGAAAGAAAAUAAAAUGAAAGAUAAUUUUAAGAAAUAAUUUAAUUAAAUAAAAACUUAGAAUCUCAAUAUUAAAACUUAAAAGAGGAAAGGUUUAGAAUGGAAAAUGAACUAAAAUAAAAAAAUCUUGAACAAUUAAAAUAAAUAUCUUAGCUAAAAACAAAAAAUGAUAACUUAGAAACCUAACUUACAGAAAAAAAGAUAGAAAUCUAAGAAUUAAGAGCUGAAAAUAUCGCUUAAAAGGAAAUAUGUGAUCAUAGAUAUAUGGAAAAUUAAAGACUAAAGCAAGAAAAGAUGCAUUUGGAAGAAAUAAUAAAUAGAUUAUAAAAUGAAUAGAACAAUUAAAAGUCAGAAAUUGAAUUUGCUAAAGAAAAAUAGCGAAAAAUGCUAAAUGAUAUUGAAUAUGUUACAAACAAUAACGAAAGUUUAAUACAGAAAAACCAAGAAUAAGAAAAAUAUAUAAGAUAAAUAGAAUAUGAGAAGAAUUAACAAGAAAAAAAUGCGAACUAAUAAAAUAAUAAAGUAUAAAUUUUGGAAAUGGAAAUAUUAAAUAAAAAUGAAAGUUUAAAAAAUUAAUAAAACCAGAUUUUAGAAAUAAAAUAAAUCAAUAUUAAUUUAUAAUAAGAAUGUCAAGAUUUAGAAAAAUAAAGAGAUAAAUAUAAAUAAGAAACUAUAAAUAAUAAUAAUUAAUUAAGAGAAGAAAUUAGUAAAAAUUUUAACUUAAAUAAUUAACUUAUGGCUUUAGACUAAUAAUUUAGAAAUAAAAGUCUUUUUGUAGAAGAUCUUAAAAAUAAAAUGGAUGAACUUAAAAAGGAUGUAUAAGAAACUUUCGAAUAAAACGAUUAUUUAGCAAAUGAAGUUGAAAUUCUUAAAAGAAAUAAUGAUUAAUUAAAGUUUUAGAAUGAAGAAGUUUUAUUUUAUUUUUAAUUUUAAAUUUAUAUUUUUUUAGUUAGUUAGAUAAUUAGUACUCUUUAAUGAAUAAGAUGAAGAAAUAGUAAAAAUGCUUGAUAGAAAAUAAUAAGUAAAAGAACUAAAAAAUAAAGUCGAAAACUUUAUUUUAUAAACUUAAGGAGAUAUUACUAAAUAAUAAUAAUAAUAUAGUUAUAUUUAAACUAAUAUUAAAUAGAAAAACUUAUAAGAUCUAUGA